UGUCCGUGUUUACUUAAAAAAUGCUUACCAUUCUAAUAAUUUUGGUAAUAAUUGUUGCCUACUAUUUUUUGAAACUGAAUUAUCAAUAUUGGGAAAAAAGAGGCAUCCCUGGUCCCAAAGCCAACUUUCUGGUGGGCAAUAUGGGACGGAGUUUCAUUUUGAAAGCUUCACCUGGAGAAAUUUUCGCCGAAGCUUAUCAUAAAUAUAAUGAGUCAGAAAUUGUCGGGAUGUACCGAGCCACGACUCCGGUGUUGGUAGUUCGUGACCCUGAUUUGGUUAAAGAGGUCACUAUCAAAUCUUUUGAUCACUUUAGUGAAAAUGAUUACGAAGUUGAUAAGCGCCACGACCCCAUUUUUGCAAGAAAUCCUUUCGUCCUGAAAGGGGAAGAAUGGAGAACUGUUAGGGCUCAACUAACACCAGGGUUUACCAGCGGAAAAAUGAAGUGGCUGUACCCCUACUUAGAAAAAAUCAGCGAAAAUUUAGUAAAAUUCAUCGAGACUCGAAAAAAUUUAGAUAGUGAUGUCAAAGAAAUCUGUCGCCGUUUCACCCUAAACAAUGUUGCCACUUGCGCUUUUGGCCUUGAAGGCAAAUGUCUUGAACAAGAAAACAGUGAAUUUCGCCAACUCGCCAAAGAUUUUUUCACACCUCCGAGUAGUUUCUUCCUAAUGACUGUCUCCCCAACCUUAUCCAAAGCUCUAGCUGCUGGCUUUAUUAAAAAAACAAUCGUAAAUAAAUUCGUCGAUAUGGUGACCCAAACCCUAAAAUAUCGCGAAGAAAACAACAUCGUCCGAAAUGACUACCUUCAUGUUGUGAGCCAAUUAAAAAAAAACUCAAACAAAUACAAAUUUACCGAUAUUGAUGUCACAGCACAUGCGGCAGGAUUUUUCGGGGAAGGCUACGAAACGAGUUCCAUUUUAAUGAGUUUUGUACUUUUCGAAAUUGCCUCAAACCCCGACGUCCAAACCAAACUGAGAGAGGAAAUAAAUAAAGCGUUUGAGGAGAACGGAAAGUUGCCAUACGAGGAGUUACAAGCAAUGCCUUACUUAGACGGAGUUGUCAAUGAAACGCUCCGAAUCCACCCCCCUAUGUUUUCGCUCCAAAAAAUCUGCACCAAAAAUUUCACCUACACACCCAAAAAUGGGACAAAACCGGUGACCAUUGAAGCCGGAACUCCGAUAAUUUUACCGGUUUAUGGUCUUCACCAUGAUCCCAAAUAUUACCAAGACCCAGAAACGUUCAAACCCGAACGGUUUAUCGGUGAAAAUAAGGAAAAGUUGACCAAGUACACGUUUUUGCCAUUUGGAGAGGGGCCAAGAAUUUGUUUAGGAAAACGGUUCGGAGUCUUGCAAAUCAAAGUAGGUGUUUCUUACAUUAUCAGAAAUUUCGAAGUGUCGGUAAAUAAGAAAACGAUUUUGCCGAUUAAAUACGACCCGAUUAAUAUUAUGACGGCACCUGUAGGUGGCUUGUGGAUUGAUUUUAAGAAAAUAGCGGCUUAAGUAAUGUACUUAUUUUUAUAGUGAAUUAUUAUCUGGUAAGGUAAUUGUUAUAUUUUUUUGUAUCAAAUAAUGUAACCCAAUGUUAUUUAUAAUGUACUAUAAAUACAUUCUCUUGAACAUUUAA
Molecule: messenger RNA, 1620 nt
Organism: Tribolium madens (black flour beetle)
Lineage: Eukaryota; Metazoa; Arthropoda; Insecta; Coleoptera; Tenebrionidae
Product: cytochrome P450 9e2-like
Exons: 6
Coding region: 21-1496 (491 amino acids)
Molecular function (GO): monooxygenase activity; oxidoreductase activity, acting on paired donors, with incorporation or reduction of molecular oxygen; heme binding
Source: RefSeq, a predicted model, not a curated record